AUGAAGGGAUACUGCUGUCCUGCCCUGAUCUGUUGUGGGAUCUCUCUGUACUGUGAGUGGACCUCUCCCUAUCCCGCUCUUGCCCCUCCUCUUUCUGAUGUGCUCACUCUCCCCCCUCCCCUCACUAUUCACGUUCACACGUAUUUCUUGGGCUAUGGAAACCACCACCGCCACUACGAGUUUCACUCAGCACGGCUCAGAGGCGUUGCUCAUAGAACUAGCCCCUUCACCGACACCACCACCACACGCUUGACGAUUGCCUCCCGCCUAAUCCAUUACACUCGAUUGAAGAGUGAAGUUGCUGCUCAGUGUCAUUCGGCAGGAGACAUAUCCAUUUCGGCUUUGUGGUCUCUCUGCUCGCCGUUGUACGAGAAAAUCGAAAAGAAACGAAAAAAGCAGCAGCUCUGCUUCACAAGGACACCUCCCCCCCCCCUCCCCUCAGUCUCAACCUCUACGUCCACUACUGUCACAAUCCAUCCGUGCGCGCUACUGUGUCUUCUCUAUUCGAGAAGUCUGUCGUUGCGCCCCCAAGCAUCACCUAUCAUUAUGUCCGCGCUCUGGGCACGCUUUGCGGAGAAGCUGAAGGACUCCGGCUACACCCUCAAUGACUUGGCCUACUGCAGUGAGGACACCUUCCUCACCCUUGUCGGGAAUAUGAACGCCUUCACCCCGCUGCAGAUCGCCUCGCUGGCGAAGGAGUGGCAAAGAAGUCUAUCGACGACAGCGGCACCGCCAGACACGGUUAGCGGGAGUGCGCUGUCCAUGUCCAGGCGCCACACCGAAGGCACAAGACUGACCUCCUCACCUGUGCCCUUGUCGACAAGAAAGGGGUCGACGCUGCCGGCCGCCGGUGCUGCCGAGACGUCGCCGAACCACUCUACGCUGAGCACGGCACUGAGGGAAAACUCGUUCACGCCGCCGCUGCGGUCGCCGGCGAAAGUGAAGGAGGAGGCAGAGUAUCUGCUCACAAAGCUCAGCGCGAAGAGCGGGGUGGAGUAUCAGGUGUCGCUGACCGAAGGCAUUGUUGCCGUUGAGGCCUCGCUAGAGGCGUGGGGUCCAUUGUUGGACCGCAUCUCGCGCAUGCAGAUGACGAGCCGCGUCUCUGCAAGCCGCCGAGACAGAGCCGCCGCCGCAGACCCGCCAGUGGAGUUGCAGCUACUGUGGAAGCUCUGCAGUCCCGCGACGCUGCAGAAGAUGGAAAAGGCGUGCGUCUCUGGGGCACCGUUUGGGCUGUCGAAUCAGGAUGAUGCGGACGGACUGUGCUCCAGUGCUGUGGUUCUGUACAACAAGGAGGCGACCCGACUCGCGGCGGCGGCGCAGGAGCUCGGGCAGCUGUUCCGCGAGGGAUGGGGACUGGUAGCAUUUGACGUUGCGGUUGGCAAGGCACGCACAGUAACCAAAGAGGAGGCGCAGGACCUCAACGCAAAUCUCUACCGCUUUUCAAUGGAGCAAUGCCUCGAGAUGCUGGAGGACGCCGGCUUCGACGCCUUCCACAUCCCCUCCCGCAACGCUGUGGCGGUGUGCCACAUGCAUCAGGUUAUGCCCCGCUUCGUCGUCUUUGUCAGUACGCUGGAGCCGUUCGAGGUGACCCGCCGCCUGGGUGACGCCGUGCCCGCGAUCGGAAAUGGCCGCCCAUCGCGUGCCCCCCCUGCUCCAGCAGCGUCGCUUCCGCAAUCUGCCUCCGCUGCGGCUGCUGCCCUGCCCAGAGAGAGGCGAACCAGCAACGGCGGCAAUGGCGCCCUCGUCCUGGCGAGCCGAUCCUCGCGGAACGGUGAGGAUCUGCAGUGUGCCGUACACUCAAAAAAGACGGUGGAGUUCUGGUCGCCAAUGGAAAAGCGCCUGCUUUGCAGUCACUGCCUGUACUACGACGGGUACUCGCAAGAGAACUGCGUCCCGAUCGAGCAGGCCGCGCGCGAGGAGGCGCCACGGUUGGAGCGGUGGGUACAGAACGCCAUCACCUUUUCGCAAGAGAUCAAGAGUGUCUUUGACCUAUUCGAGGCGGCGCAGACAGAUGUGUCGCAGUCGCAUAAGCAAGUCCACAGCGACAUUGCGCAGACCUUCACGCGGCUGCAUGGACGACUUGACGCACUAGAGGCGAGUCUGCAGCAGCAGUGCCAGCAAAAGGCGCAGCAGAAUCGCCAGGCACUGCAGGACACCCUCUCCCGCGUCUCUGCCACGGUGCAGUUUGUCAACGAGGUGGUACAAGACGCCGACGAGCCGGUUGCUUCCUACCGCGGCGGCGUCUCGGACACAGCCACCUGUGUGGCACUGCUGCGCAGCGCGCAGCGGGCUUUCGGGGCGUGGGAACCGGUCACCAUCUCAGCAUACGAAAACGUCAGCAUCGCCGACGGCAGCGCUCUCCUGCGGCCAGUGGAAGAGGCGCUCAAGACAGUGCAAUCAGUCACCAGCGAGCCCGGCAAGGUGCAGCUGCCUGAAGCGAUCGACGUCAACUACCUCAAGUCGGACUGCGACGUGUAA
Molecule: messenger RNA, 2478 nt
Organism: Leishmania braziliensis MHOM/BR/75/M2904
Lineage: Eukaryota; Euglenozoa; Kinetoplastea; Trypanosomatida; Trypanosomatidae
Exons: 1
Coding region: 1-2478 (825 amino acids)
Source: RefSeq, a predicted model, not a curated record